AUGAACUACAAAGCUGGACUUGUAUUGUCGGCGCUGCUGACGCUCGGCACAUGCAACGUGAAUUACACCAUCACGGCUGAAGCGGUCCUGGAGAUCGAGGUGAAGAACUACAACGGUCAGGGCGAUGACCUCAACGGUCAGGUGGUCAUUGGGCUUUUAGGGGACACAGUCCCAGUUGCUUCCCUCAACUUCAAGACAAUCUGCGAGGGCGUCAAGAGACCCAACCAACCGCUCAUCACCUUCAAGAACACUUACUGUCAUCGAGUCGUUCGCGACAUGCUGAUACAGUGCGGAGACGUCCAUGGGCUGGACGGCCGAGGAAGUACCAGCAUCUAUGGCGAGACAUUCAACGACGAGAACUUCCUCAUCAGCCACUCCAGCGGCGGCAUCGUCAGCAUGGCCAACAAGGGCAAGGAUUCCAACGGUUCUCAGUUCUUUAUCACCUUCGGGCCCAGUAGGUUCUUCGACAAGAAACAUGUGGCUUUUGGUAAAGUGGUCAGAGGAUACGAAUACCUGAUGGCCAUCAACCGCAUGGGUAACCUGGACAAGACACAGAAACCCAGGCGACCGGUGAAGAUUGUGGACUGUAACGUGGUCGAGGUGAAGAAAUAUGAACUCACCGACAAAGACAUGCGGACCGACGACCUGGAAGGCAUUGUCAAACACUAG
This is a messenger RNA of Candidula unifasciata, 669 nucleotides long. Lineage: Eukaryota; Metazoa; Mollusca; Gastropoda; Stylommatophora; Geomitridae. The record is from the annotation of a GenBank genome assembly.